AGUUGUACAGUAGUUAGUCCGUACUGUGAGCGGUAGUCUCUUAUGAUAGCAGGUUGCGAUUUAUUUCGUUUAUUUUCGCCAAAACUUGUAUCAUGAUAGGUAAUAAUGUGUGAGUUAAUUACAUUUAUUCAGUUACAUUAAUUGGAGUUUAACCUCAGCAGGAAGGCUAGAAGUAUUACAAACUGGAGAUAUCAUACAAAAAUAAACUUCUUUGAAGUGAUGGAAACUUAAAUAUGAUUUAUAUGAAGUUGGAUACAAACUGACUUGGCGUACUGUGUGGAAAUUAUAGUUAUAUAUGUUUAUGAAAACGUAUGUAUUGUCGAUAGAAUUUAGUCUGCUGCAUUUAUUAAGUGAAGUGUAAUAUAGUCCUAUUGAAUUUAUAUUCUAACUGGAUAUUACAUUGAAAUGUCUUGGAUUAAGAAAAAGGUGAAAUACAGUCAACGAGUGUUAUUUUUAACACUACUAGCCUUUUGGAGAGCAGAUUCGAGGGAAGAUUAUUAUCGACAUUAUCCGUCUUCAAUACCCAGUUUCCUGCCUGUACCUACAAAUAUUUCCGCUCAUGAAGGAGAAACUGCACAUCUCAGGUGUCGGAUUCAUAACCUAGGGCCUAAAAUGGUUGUGUGGAGAAAGACAACUGACGAAUUUCCGUUAACUGUAGGGAAGAGAUCAUUCACACCUAACACAAACAUAAAAAUAGAAACAGAGUCCAUUACGGAUGCUGAUGUAGAAGAAGAUAGAUAUGACCUCAUUAUAAAAGAUGUUAGACAAGAUCAGGCAGGGGUAUAUGAGUGUCAAGUUAGUGCAACAGAAAACUACACCCAAAAUAUAACAUUACAUGUAUUAGGUCCAGUGGAAUACAAGCCAGAACUGAACUUGUAUGGCACAGAGUACGUCAGUCUGAUGGAGAACGUGCACUUAAUAUGUAAUGCUACAGGUUCAAAGAAGGCCCCGGACGGCGUUGAUUGGUUCUUCAAUGGUGACCUCAUUAGUGAAAUGAAUCCUCAGUGGUAUGGCCGCUUAAUAGAAAUAAACAAAAAGCCCCUCCCAGGGCGUUCCUUAAUUAGUGAACUUAUAAUUGAAAAAGCAACAAUGACAGAUAGAGGACACUAUGUUUGUCGUCUUACAAAAAAAAUAGCUAAAGGAUUCAAAGUGCAUGUCUUAAAUGAUCGGAAGAAUCACAAAGAGCCAAAACGGGAUAUGAAAUCAGAAAACCAGCAAAUGGCAAACACAUUUCAUUCAACAGGCAGCAGUGGUUCGUCAGUUUGGAACUAUUUACAUGUUUCCUGUAUUACUGCACUGUGCUACUUAAUAACAUUUAUCAUACAACGGUGAAUCAAUGUGAAAACAAUGUUGUAAAAGUCAUAAGAAAAGAGGAUACAAUAUCAAAUACGCAAGCUGAGCGACGACCAUUCACUACAAUAUACACAGGUGAACUACGCACAAUCAGCACAUUAAGGAUUUCAUUUCCAGGAUUAUAUUUCGAUAGUUUAAAUGAACAUUUUAGAGACUGCAUAUUUCAAUGAUUUGCUGUUGCAAUAUGCUCAGUAAGUAGUGUGCAGUAAUUUACAGAUGAGCCUCAGCUAGAAUGUAUGUUUAUUUCAUCGACAGUGCCUAAAUGAAUUUGAAAUGUACACUAAGUAAUGCCAUGUAAAACUGUGGGUACAACCAUAAAAGGUGAAAGAAUAGAAAAGUGGAGGGAGCAGGUUGUUAAUAAAUUUAUAGUAUCCUAAACAAUAAAAUUGGGCUCAGUGAUGAAACUUCUUACAAGUUGAGCUUGAAUUAGAUUUACUGUAGUACCUGUUCGUUAUCUGUUACAAAUUCUAUAUGAAUGUAUGAUUCAAGCGUAAGGGAAGCUUCAUGUCAUGGUAUAAAACAUUACAUAACGUGUUUACCAUACUGGUGCCACGGAACACAAAUCAUUUGAAUCACAACUAAAAUGUGUAUAAAGCCUGUCCUAUCACAUGUGUGUAAAUGAUUAUUAACAAUGAAAUAUUGGACCAAGUGCAUGUAAUUAUGAACAAUCAUUAUGAAGAUGUAUAUUAUCGUUUGUAUUUUAUUUAUUUAGAUCUACUACAUGUACAUCUAUGUUUAUGUUUACUUUGCUUGGUCAGUAUCCGAAUUUACAGUCCAAAGACUAUUGACACAAGGUCCGUGCUGUACAUAAUUUCCUUGCAAAGACAACUAUACCUUUUAAUAAGAAUCUUACAUUCCUGUCUGUGGAAAAACGGGGUUUUCCUUACCCGAGGGACAGUGUGGAAUUUAUCCAGGCUGUCCAGAGGGUUGGGAAAACACCUGUCUUACACAGGCAGACAUGUUAAAUCAGUUUUUUUGUCCAUCACGUUCAGAAUAGAUCGUGGUGACAAGUAGUUUUGGUAUUUCCUGGCAUUAUUUAUUUAGUGUAUGACGUCAUAAUAGUGCCAGUACUAUGUGACGUCACCUAAGUGCGCGCUAUUUUAGACAAUGUUUUUCCCUAGGGAAAGACGUGAAUAUUGAUCCCUGGCACGUGCUCGGACAAAUGCAUACUUUACCCGCAAGGUAGGCAAGAAAUUCUCUCCUUCAUUGAAGUUUCCUAUGUAAAGGUAAUGCUUAGAAUCGUCAGUAAUGCUAAUUCAGA
Mercenaria mercenaria is the source of this 2614-nucleotide messenger RNA. RefSeq lists its product as uncharacterized. Gene Ontology annotation, biological process: synapse organization. Bases 406 to 1332 code for a protein of 308 amino acids. Gene Ontology annotation, cellular component: neuron projection membrane. NCBI's taxonomy places the organism in Eukaryota, Metazoa, Mollusca, Bivalvia, Venerida, Veneridae. The record is from RefSeq and is a predicted model, not a curated record. The transcript is spliced from 7 exons.